Messenger RNA from Panicum virgatum (switchgrass), 1421 nucleotides. RefSeq names its product protein MAIN-LIKE 2-like. Lineage: Eukaryota; Viridiplantae; Streptophyta; Magnoliopsida; Poales; Poaceae. The transcript has 2 exons. Bases 588 to 1049 code for a protein of 153 amino acids. The record is from RefSeq and is a predicted model, not a curated record.
CUAAGUAAUAAGAGAACAGAGCUUUGAUGUAUUGGUGAUAUGUGUACCUAUGUAGUAAUCAUGCGUUGGCUUUUGUACGAAACCUUUGUCUUAUCUUGUAUCGAACUUUUUUUCCAUUUAUUAAUGUAGGUAUGGAGUCGUUGCUAGAUCCAGUUAUCGACUCGAGCCACCGGUCUUUCUUCGCAGCAGUUGAGCACAGAGCACUCCAAGUGCUACGUCCUCAUCCACCGGCGGAGAUUGUCUCUAUACACCCGGAUUGGGUUGACAGGUAUGUACUGAAAUAUUAUAGUUUGUUUCAUUUCUUUACUCCUAUUUCCAUACUAACUUUUCUUUUUUUUUGGUAAAAUAUUUUAGGUCACACGAGGCAGGUCUACUGACUCUGGGCCGUCUUGUGGAGGGUGGGCUUUUUAAACUCGACCGAUCCCUCCUGACGGCGCUCGUCGACAGAUGGAGGCCGAAGACACACAUGUUCCACCUUCCGUGCGGAGAGAUGGCUCUGACGCUGCAGGAGGUGGCCUUCUUCGUGGAAGAAUGAUCUGGAGGACCGUUUUGCCCUGGUACAGCACGUGGAAGAAGCGGGGCCGAUCAUGCCGCACCCGCGAGCAGCAGGCCCUUCCAAGACCUGGUUGCUACAGUUCGCGCCCACCCAGUUGGAUCCGGAUGCCGACGAGAACAGUGUGACCAGAUCCUUGGAGGCCUACCUGCUUUGGUUGUUCGGUUACAUCAUGUUCAACAACACACAUGGCAACUCGGUGGACAGGAUUCUCAUCCCGUAUGCACGGGAUAUUGCGGAUGCGGACGAGGAUGUACCGUCGUACAGCUGGGGUUCGGCGGUACUUGCCGCCACGUACCGUGGACUCUGCGACAGCUGUACUAAGACACGUGGGGAAGCUAUCCUGACGGGGUGCCCACCACUGCUUCAGGUUUGGUCCUACGGGAGGCUAGCGGUUGGUCGCCCCAUCGUCAUCCGCGCGCCUUAUCACGAGGCUCUGUACGGCGAUCUCGAGGACGACAGACCCAUGAUGGGGACUCUCUGGCUCUGGCGUUAGGUACGUUCGUCAAAAUUCUUCUUUUCUUAUGCAUUGGUACACCAUACAUUAAGCAUACCUUACUGUUACCUUUUGGUUGUGUAGAGGUCAUGGGCGCAUGCGCAGGUUAGACGCGCAUAUCCUGAGUUUGUUCAGGAGCUCGACGUGCUGACGCCAGAGGACGUUGUCUGGGAGCCGUACAGCCCAGACACUGUGGUCACCCGUACACCAGGAGGCCUGUCUUCACACUGCUCCGCAAAUGCGGGCAUGUGCCUUACUACAACCGUCCUAGUAUACGACAUCGCGGUUGAGGUGCAUUGCCCCCAGAGAGUCAUGAGACAGUUUGGGCAGCGCCAGGAGUUUCCGGUGCCCACCGCGUUGGAGCGUGUUAGU